This is a messenger RNA of Lepus europaeus (European hare), 1547 nucleotides long. Its product is annotated as rho GTPase-activating protein 20-like. Gene Ontology annotation, molecular function: GTPase activator activity. The record is from RefSeq and is a predicted model, not a curated record. Gene Ontology annotation, biological process: signal transduction. The coding region runs from base 1035 to 1547 and encodes 170 amino acids. Lineage: Eukaryota; Metazoa; Chordata; Mammalia; Lagomorpha; Leporidae. The transcript is spliced from 11 exons.
UUCUGGCUAUAGGCACUCUCCCCUCUAGCCUGGCUUGGCCAUCUACCCUGUAAGUGUAGUCAACUUCAUUUCCUUUCAGCAGAUUUCAUCAUCAGUAUUACUCAUGUGCUCACCAAUCAAAGUGACACUGUGGUAGAGAUAUGAAAGUAAGUGUGGUGCAGGUGAGCAUUCAGGACUCCUCUUUGUAAUUUGUAGCAAAUUACUCAAAUAUUCCACUCUUUUGUUGAUCUGUGAAUAUUUGAGAAAUGAAUUUUCCUCUGUAAACAUUGCUUUGUCUCCUUUAGACUGGCAGAGGACAGUGCAGCAGCCCCCACACAAAACUACAAUUUGCACAUGGCUAAAGUCCGUGGUUAUCUUACAGCAUCCUGGGCACGUGAAGUAGGAAUUGGUCUCUGCAGCAGGUGCUGCUUCUUGCAUUUCCUGUUCAUUUCUGUAGAGAGAUGGAGGAGCUCCUUUGCUUGAGGUAGAGGAAUGAAAACCUGUUGCAGUUGAGCCCAUCAACAUCAGUAGUUGAGACUUAAACCAUACCUGAACUUUGAGUGAGAUCCUUUUCCUAGUGUUGUCAGUCUGAGAAGCCAGCCUCCAUGGGAAAGCUUAAGCAGAGUAUACUCACCCGUGAAAUUUGGAUUUUGCUGCAUUCAAACAGAGAAUAUCAACAGUAUUCCACUGUUAGAUGAUUGACUACAGAAUGGAAGGAAACAGAAGACAGAAGCCUUUAUCUGAAUCUUUCUUUGCUUAAAGAAUCCAUCAGGGAUGCUGAUUCUCAGGAGCCUGGCACCUCAAAGGAUGCAAGUGCUUCAAAUGGACCUGUCCGAAGACUACUGGUGCACGGUCCGAUAAAGUUAAGAACGGGUGAUAAGAAAACAAAGCGUCAGGCUUUUUUGUACAAGGAUGAGCUGAAGAUUUCCAAUGUUCGGUACGGCAAAAAUAUUUACUACAAACAUGUAAUCCCUGUCAAUGAAAUAUGGAUUUCCAAAUGCAUUGUUGAGGAAGGUGAUACCAGUGCCUCCAGGUGCCUGAAUAUUGGGUGGCCAAUGGUCAACUACAGGGCCAAGUUCUUUUCCAGAACAUUCAUGGAAAAAUGGGAACGCUUGCUGGACAGGUGUAUAACUGAGUCGAAAGAGAAAGAUCAAAAGCAGACCACACUUCUGCAGAUAGAAUCACUCACCGAUAGCAACAUUCCUUAUUCUGGAAUUAUAACAGUUACCAAUUUAGACACCGUGAAUGACGUUAUCCAUAUGGCACUACCAGUGCUAGGAUUAAGUGGCUCAGAAACGGACUACCAAAUGUGGGUCUAUUCAAACCAGAGAAAGAACUCUUACCCACUCAUUGGGUAUGAAUGUCCAUAUGCUAUUCAAGCAAGCUACCAUCGAGCUGCUCUUCAUAAUCAUGAACCGGGGAAGUCCACCUCCACCCUGAGCAUGGAGGAUCCUGUUCUGGACAUCUUGUCUUAUGGAGGGAUCCAGUUCGUUUUGAAGCCCAGGCACGUGGCUGAAAGGCCACGCCGCUGCGGCUUCAGAUGCAUAUCUAGACCAGACAUGGACUGA